Phyllostomus discolor (pale spear-nosed bat) is the source of this 3112-nucleotide messenger RNA. It is a transcript of the gene GPR83, whose product is annotated as G protein-coupled receptor 83. Gene Ontology annotation, biological process: neuropeptide signaling pathway. Gene Ontology annotation, molecular function: neuropeptide Y receptor activity. Lineage: Eukaryota; Metazoa; Chordata; Mammalia; Chiroptera; Phyllostomidae. Gene Ontology annotation, cellular component: membrane. The transcript has 4 exons. The record is from RefSeq and is a predicted model, not a curated record. Bases 213 to 1481 code for a protein of 422 amino acids.
AGAGAUGCAGCGCUGCCCAAUCGGCAGAGGCGCAGGGACAUAAAAGUGGGGCAACAGCCCGAGCGCGCGGAUUCAGGGCUGGAGGCCAGCAGUGAGAGGGCGCCCCCCGGGCGCUGAAAGUCCCAGGGUCCCUCCCCCAAUUGCCCUGCGCCGCCUGCAGCCAGGCGGGGACACCUGGACUGCACGGCCCGGGGUGCGUUGGCUCUUGCAAAAUGGUCCCUCACUGGGUGCUGCUCCUUCUUCUCCCCUUGGUGGGAGCCACGGAGCUCUCCGAGGGCCAGGCAGAUGACCUGGGCCUGGCGGCGACCCCGGCUGCACCUAACGCCUCGCACUUCUUCUGGAACAACUACACCUUUUCCGACUGGCAAAACUUUGUGGGCCGGCGGCGCUAUGGGGCUGAGUCCCAGAACCCCAUGGUGAAAGCCCUGCUCAUUGUGGCUUACUCCUUCAUCAUCAUCUUCUCGCUCUUUGGCAACGUCCUGGUCUGUCAUGUCAUCUUCAAGAACCAGCGAAUGCACUCUGCCACUAGCCUCUUCAUCGUCAAUCUGGCCGUCGCAGACCUAAUGAUCACGCUCCUCAACACCCCCUUCACUUUGGUCCGCUUUGUGAACAGCACAUGGGUGUUCGGGAAGGGCAUGUGCCACGUCAGUCGCUUCGCCCAGUACUGCUCCCUGCACGUCUCAGUACUGACGCUGACAGCCAUUGCUGUGAACCGCCACCAGGUCAUUAUGCAUCCAUUAAAACCCCGGAUCUCCAUCACCAAAGGCGUCAUCUACAUCGCAGUCAUCUGGACCUUGGCUACCUUCUUUUCACUCCCACAUGCUAUCUGCCAGAAAUUAUUUACCUUCAAGUACAGUGAGGACAUUGUCCGCUCCCUAUGUCUGCCAGACUUCCCUGAGCCAGCUGACCUCUUCUGGAAGUACCUGGACUUGGCCACCUUCAUCCUGCUUUACGUCCUACCCCUCUUCAUCAUCUCUGUGGCCUAUGCCCGUGUGGCCAAGAAGCUAUGGCUGUGCAACACGAUCGGCGACGUGACCACAGAGCAGUACCUGGCCCUGCGGCGCAAGAAGAAGAAGACCAUCAAGAUGCUGAUGCUGGUGGUGGUCCUCUUUGCCCUCUGCUGGUUCCCCCUCAACUGCUAUGUUCUUCUGUUGUCCAGCAAGGUCAUCCGUACCAACAAUGCCCUCUACUUCACCUUCCAUUGGUUUGCCAUGAGUAGCACCUGCUACAACCCCUUCAUCUACUGCUGGCUUAACGAGAACUUUAGGGUGGAGUUGAAGGCAUUACUGAGCAUGUGCCAGAGGCUGCCCAAGCCUCAGGAGGAGCAGCCACCCUCCCCAGUCCCUUCCUUUAGGGUGGCUUGGACUGAGAAGGGCAAUGGCUGGAGGUCACCAGUAGCCAACAGCCUCCUGCCCUCCCCACAGCUGCAGUCGGGGAAGACAUACCUGUCAUCUGUGGAACCGAUUGUGGUGAUGAGUUAGAGAUGGUUGGGAAGAGGCAGGGGCAGGGCUCUGUCUCCAGUGGGGACUGCGAAAGGGCCUGAAGGCAGGGCCUGGAAAAAAAGCCUGUUCUCUCAUACAUGCCCUUCAUCAUGCUGGAAAACAGUUCCUGCAAGAAGCUGUAGGACUCUUGAGUUCUUAGGAAACUGCUUAGCUUCUGAAGCCAUGUUUGAUGUAAAAACUAAAAGGCACCUACCAACUACAUAUGUGUUUAUGAAUUUCUGUCUCGGAAACAUUAUGAAGCCUAUCAGCCUGGUUCAUUGAGCCAGAGAACAGGACAACUUCAGUGCAGAUGGAGGCUGAGUCAGGGAACUGCCUCACCGCCCUCCCUGCCACUGAGCAUCCAUUAAAGGACACCUGAUUCAUACUUUGGGUGUGCUGACCCAGAUGCACAGAGCUGUGUUUGAAGAGCUGUGUUCAUUGGCCAGUGCAAAGUUAGGGAGCCAGGGCUAGCAUGGAGGUUUUAUCCUCACUUUCUGAAAUCAUUGGACCAGGAUGAAUCACAAUUCUGUUGUGGCUUGUCCUGAUAUGUGACAAGAAAGGACCAAUUUGGUUCUUUUUAAAAAAUGGAAAAUGAUUAUUAAAACUUUGGAAGAUUCAGAAAAGCACAAAGAAGAAAAUAAAAAUCAUCCCCUUCUCCCACUACCUGUGAUAAGUUGUUAGCUGUGGAUUUAUUUGCAAGUUUUCUUUUGUGUGUGCACUUUUCAUUUCAUUAUGAAUUGCACUUUUCCAUGCAGACAUACAGGGGCAUAGCAGAGAGCUCUGGAGUGUCUCUCCCAGGAAUAGUGUGCACCAGAGAGUGAGCAGAGGUAGGAGAGGAACCCAAGGAGAAGACUGUCAUGGAGUGGACAGACUGCAUUCAUCUUGUAGUCAGUGGUGAGGGGCCUGGCUGAGUGACCUCUUCUCAGAUGGCAGCCAUCAUGAUGUGCCAGGGAGCAAAACUCAUCCAAGAGGCGUCCUUUUCUCCUGCAAUCACACAGAGCAAGGGGUGGGAAACAUUGUCCUGUUUGCACAGGGGAUGAGAGAGCAGGCCUCCAACAUGCUAGAAAUCAUUGUGUUUAGACACCUCACCCCGCAACCUGUGUACACAGGCCAUUUCUCUGUGUUGUCUGAAUAAUAAGGCUUCUUCAUUGUCCACGUCAUCCUGGCAGGUCACACACUGCUUACAGAAACCUGGGGCAUCCUGAUAGUCCUUAAGGACUCAACUUGCCAGAGAAAUUUCAUUCCAGAGACUGAGAGUUUUCAUCACCCACCAUCUGGUCCUGAGUGACUCACUGUGUCACGCAGAAGAGAGACGUGUCAGGCAGAAUAGAGCUUGAUUCGCCAACCCUUCACAAUUGCCACUGUCACUGGUUUUAGGUUUCCUUCUAGCACCAAACAGAUCCAGGGAGCAAAGCAUGGAUAUGGAGCUGAGUGGAAAACUGAGGUUUGGGGAGAAGGGGUUUGUUCAAGGUUCACUUAGGUCUUGCGGCUAAUGGAAACUGAAUUUGGUCAUAUCACUUGCUUCCCUGUAAUGAACCAUGAGGUUUUGUUAUACUCUUCUAUUCAUGAGAAUGUUUGGAAAGUUCAUGAUAUAAGGUUUGAAAAAUCAUCUUCUGAACAAUGGUAAAAAA